Molecule: messenger RNA, 5403 nt
Organism: Cheilinus undulatus (humphead wrasse)
Lineage: Eukaryota; Metazoa; Chordata; Actinopteri; Labriformes; Labridae
Product: unconventional myosin-XIX
Exons: 24
Coding region: 172-3081 (969 amino acids)
Biological process (GO): vesicle transport along actin filament; actin filament organization
Cellular component (GO): cytoplasm; myosin complex; actin cytoskeleton
Molecular function (GO): ATP binding; microfilament motor activity; actin filament binding
Source: RefSeq, a predicted model, not a curated record
CAUGCCGUCAUGCAGCAGGCACGGGAAGUUGUCCUUGAGGAAUGUCUGACAGGAAUGGAAAGCUCCGAGGCUCAGGACAGCAAAGUUAAAUAGCCAUAACUUAUCAAAAGCGGAAACCAAAUAAAUCUACAGUUGACUCUUGAAGAAGACCCGAAAGUAACGGUUAAAUCAAUGAGUUCUGCGGACAACCGACGAACCGCUGGAGCAGGAUACAGACAUGGAGGGGGAACGGUAAAAGGAUUGGCCCAGAAAGUCCCCUCUAAUCAACCGUCCCUAAAUGAUUCACUGAAUGGAGAAGUUAAGGCCUUCCUCAUUGAUGAGGACCAACUUCACACUUAUGAUGACCUCACUAAAGUCAACCCCGUGACUCCUACAACAGUGCUUCAAUGCCUGCAGGCAAGGUACAACGUGAAGAUGUUUUACACCCAUGCUGGCUGCACCCUGGUGGCUCUUAACCCCUUCCAGCCAAUCCCAGACCUGUACACUCUGGAUGUGAUGAAAGAGUAUCACAGCGCUCCUCAGCCUCAGGAGUUCAAACCACACAUCUUUAUUGUGGCUGAGGAAGCUUACAGGAAUGUGAAGGGUCAGCUUGAGCCAGUGAACCAGUCCUUGGUGGUCAGCGGUGAGAGCGGUGCAGGAAAGACAUGGACAUCUCGCUGUCUGAUGAAAUACUAUGCUACAGUGGCGGCCUCGUCCUCAGUUAUGAAGAGUCAGGAUACAGUGGAGAGGAUAGAGAGGAGGGUACUAGACUCCAACCCCAUCAUGGAGGCUUUUGGCAACGCAUGCACACUAAGGAACAACAACAGCAGCCGCUUUGGAAAAUACAUCCAGCUCCAGCUCGACAGCACUCAGCUGUUAGUGGGAGCGUCUGUGCAGACGUAUUUACUAGAGAAGACCAGAGUGGCCUUCCAACCAGCUAAUGAGAGAAACUUUCACAUCUUUUACCAGAUGAUGAAAGGGGCCACAGCUGAGCAGAGGAGGGAGUGGAAGAUGCCAUAUGGUCAACGUUUUGCCUGGCUGCCCAAUUCUGAAAAAACUGUUGAGGAGGACUGUUUUCAUGAGACUGUCAAGGCAAUGGUUCAUCUGGGCAUUAAUACAGAGCGACAGAGUCAAAUAUUCAGGAUAUUAGCAGGGAUUCUGCAGUUGGGGAACUUGAAUUUCACCCAUUCAGUUGAUGAAUCACAUCCUUGUGAACUUGAAGAAUCAACUCAAGACAUCUUGCAGAGAGCUGCUGAGCUGCUGUGCAUCCCCGCCGAGGAGCUCCUGACAUGUUUAAUAGUCCGGACUUUAAAAGCUGGAAAACAACGUGUGCUCAAGCCCUGCACUCAGGCUGAGUGCAGCAUGAGGAGAGACUGUCUGGCAAAGGUCAUCUACGCACAAUUAUUUGAAUGGCUGGUUACAUUCAUCAACAACAGCAUUUGUGCAGAUGAAUCCACAUGGAGCAACUUUAUAGGAGUUCUAGAUGUUUAUGGGUUCGAGUGUUUCUACAUCAACAACUUGGAGCAGCUGUGCAUUAACUAUGCCAAUGAGAAGCUGCAGCAGCACUUUGUGGCCCAUUAUCUCCGAGCUCAGCAGGAAGAAUAUGUGGCAGAGGGGUUGCAGUGGUCUUUUGUGAAAUAUCAAGACAACCAGAGCUGUUUGGAUCUUCUUGAGGGAAGCCCCAUCAGUGUGUUUUCUCUUCUUAAUGAGGAGAGUCGUCUUAAUCGGACCUCCGAUGCUGAGACUUUGAGGUUUCGUCUGGAGAAGGAGCUCCAUGAUAACUCUAACAUCAGCUGGGACAAGUUCAGCAUGCAUCCUCACUUCACUGUGGCUCAUUACGCUGGAAAAGUCAACUACCAGAUCCAGGGCAUGGUGGAGAAAAACAAGGACCCAGUACCAGUGGAGCUCAUCAAACUGCUCCAGGCAUCUGAAGACCCACUGCUACACCAGAUCUUCACUGACAGGGAAACCCAAAGCCCAAAUUCAAAGGGACUCAGUAAAGUCACUGUGGUCUCCAAGUUUAAGAACUCUCUAGAGAGCCUGAUGAAGAUCCUCCACACCACCACGCCUCACUACACCCGCUGCAUCAAACCUAACCCAGACUGCAAGCCACUCACCUUCCAAAAGGAGGAGGUUAUCAUGCAGUUGGAGGCCUGUGGGAUUGUGGAGACAAUUCAUAUCAGUGCUGCUGGCUUUCCUAUAAGAAUCCUCUACAAAAACUUCAUGCAGCGUUACGGACUGAUUGCAAAACAUUUAAAUCUCAGGUCGCGGAGCCAUCGUCAUGACAUGGAGACUGACAGCAACGUUUAUCUUCGGCAAGAGGCAGAGAAGAUCCUUCGCAAUGUGCUACAACACAAGGUGUUUGACCCCUCGCACAAGCUCGAAAGUGAAAAACGCAACUCAUGGGUGCACUGCGGAAGGACAAAAGUUUUUCUCACCCAGUUGAUGCUCGAUUUGUUGGAGGAUCAGAGAAAGAAGGUCCUGUCCCGCUAUGCCUUUUCCAUUCAGUGCUGCUGGCGACGGUACCAGCGCCGCAAAAAGCAUACACGUCAACAGUCGGCUAUUCUUAUCCAAGCAGCGUUUCGAUCCUGGGUGGUGAGGAAGCAGGUCAAGAGGCGGAUCAGUGCAGCAGCGGUCAUCCAGAGGAGCUGGAGGAGAAGGAAUACACUGUUGAAGUCUUUGGCGGCUGCAGAGCUGGAUGAUGCAGAAGACCUGGUAGACGAGGAUGAACAAGCUUUAAAACCUGCCGCUGUGGAACAAGGUUCUGUCCAGCUUUCUAAAAGCACCAAGCCUGUCACCGUACGAGGAUGGCCCCUGGGUCUGGCUCUGGCCUCGGCCCCAUCUGUCACUGUGUCUAUGACAGCCAGAGGUUUCCAGAAGAUCAUGUAUGUGAUGGCCUGCCUCAACCUGAACACCAGGAGGGGGGAGUAUAAGGUGGAGACCAACCAGUACACGCAGGAGUUGGCCUCCAUACGGGCUCAGCCAAGGGGAUCCAUAAAGCUGCACUACAAGAGAUCUCCACUCCUCUAUGCUGACAGGCACCCAGACAUGAAGAGUUAUGUGACAGGAUUUAAUGAGAUCCUGCUUGAGAAAACUUUGUAAGAGGUCCCUCUAUGAAGAACACUAAACGCUGAUUUCAUGGACAUAGAUGAGGGAUAUUCAGGCUCAGCAGUGCUUAUGUAGUCGAACAGCUGCUGUCUAGCACCCAUUAUAGAGGGAACAAACCUGGAACUUAGACUAAAUCUGUUUUGUUUAAAAUGAUUAUUUACACCAAUAGCUUUUUAAGAAAUGUAUAAUACUUUUGAUAAGCAACAAUGCACAGGGUUAUACCUUUGUGUAAUAAUACUUUAAUCCAGCAGGAGGUCAGAUAAGAUAAUGCAGUUGUUUCUUUUACCAAAAAAUAAUCCGUUGUGGCCUACAUGCCAAAGAUACUCAGGAAAAUCUGCUCUAGUUCAACAUCAGUCCAGAUAUACUGACCUGCUACUACUGAGAUUCGGCAGAGUAGAUUUUUCAAUCACUUGUAGGAGAGGUGCCAUGUCUUUCACCUGCUGUAUAUACAACAAUGAACAUAAAGAAAGUGGUGAUUAUAAUGGUUGUACUGCAGGACAACAGGAACAGAAAUAUUUGUUAAAUGAGUCUUUAUAAGAUCUGAAAUGACAUGGCAAUAUCUUAGCUUUCAGGUUUUAAAACCUCCGACUGGUGAUGUAAGAACUGAGCCUUUAUCACAGUGCCUUAGAAUCUAAACUCACAUCAAAUAUAGGCUGUAAGUAAAUGUAUUUAUUCUAGGGUGAUUAUUUAUGUGGGAUUUCAGUUAUUUUUCUGGGUAUACACGCACAUACGAUUGGAGGCAUUGCCCUGAGGUAAAACCAGCAUCUUGUUUGAAUGUUUAUGUUCUGUGGAAAGAGUAAUUAAGCGACUAUUGCACAUUACGCACAUAUUGCACAUUAAAGCCGCACACCUGCUCACACAGAGCAAUGGACAGACCUUUCUCAAACCAGACCUUCCUCAAUCACACUUUAUUGAGUAAUGAAAAAAGUGUGACGAACACUAAGCUGAGCGAUGAAAACCUUUGUUAUGGUUGUUACAGCCUCUUAAAUAAUUAAUUUACAAUGAAUUAAGGCUCAAAUGCAAACCAUUAACAAAUCUGGUCAUCGUCUGGACAAGCCCCCAUACAUAUUAUGGCCUCUUACAUAAAUAACAGCAAAUUAAGGCUCGAACACAAAGAGACAAGAAACAAGUCUAGUUAAAGCCUGAACAAGCCCCCAUAUGUGCCUCUUAAAUAAAUUAACAAGGCUCAAACACAGAGACCAGUGACAAAUCUGGUCAAAUCCCAGACAAGCUCCCAUAUCUGUUACUGCCUCUUAAGUAUCAAAUUAUGUAACAACAAAUCAAGGCUCAAACACAGAGACCAGUAACAAAUCUGGUCAAAUCCCGGACAAGCCCCCAUAUAUGCUACUGCCUCUUAUAUAAACAAAUUAACAAGUUAAGGCUUGAACACAGAGAGACAGAGACCAGUAACAUAUAAAGAAUAGACAAAAGCAACUAAUUGAAAUUCGAAAAGGAAUCCGAGCGUGAUUGUUAAUGAAGCAAUCAGUCUUUAAUUAAAAUCAAAGAAACAAAAGGGGCUGUAGGCACCAGCCAAAAGAAAGGGUGAUGGACGUCACUAGCCCCCAUUGGACUGCCACCCAAAUAAGGCUACCCAACUAUAACAAACUCUUUACUUAGGAUAGAAAAGAAACAAUGAUAAAUAGAACAUGGUGAAUGUAUUAUUUUACACGUUAUUUGAAAAUGUAGAAAUUUUGACAACCCCAGUAUGUGGAGAGAGUGUAAGGAGAGGUAGUAGAGUUGGUUUGAGAAAAGUCCAAAGCAUCAUGAACAAUCAAACACAUCUCAUUUAAAACAGGGGAAAAGAUAAACCCAGGUUUGUUUAAUAGCUGCUCAUUGUGUUUAAAAGUCUCUGUGUUGUUUUAACUUUGACUGAACCAUUGUGUUGAUUUAAAUCUGCUACAGUCCAAAGCAUCAAUGCCAGUACAUGCCAAGUAUCACAAACCAAAGGCUGCAAGUGUUUCAUGUCUGAGAACAAGCAUAUUAUUAUAGCCAUCAAGUUAUAAUAUUUUGAAUGUUAGAGACAUAUUUUUUUAUGUUACAAGUUCUUCUAGAGACUGAAUGCUGAAGUUAAUCUUCCUAGUUUUUGCCCUACAGCUUUACCUACAGGGGCAUCUGAUUCCUAACCUCUUUUCUUUGGCUGGCUCAAUACUCCUUGUACUGUUUUCUGCAAUAGUGUUACCAAAAUGUGUGUCAAUAUCAAAGUUUAUCAUUUUACAUCUGUAUAUUUUGUUUGGCAAUGGUACCAAGGGAUCAUAGUAAAACAGCUUAAAUUAUGGCAAUAUUUAAACCUGUUUUCUUAAAAUAAAUGUCUUUUUA